GGGUUGCGGUUAGAAGAGCUCAUCUCAAACGAUCGCCUGACAGAAAAUCAUGUUAAGGAGCAACGCACGCUUCGGCGGGAAGCUCAUUCGAAUAUCAUCGUUCUUGAAGCACGAGCGCUUUUCCAGUAAACAGGUCGCCGAGUCGGCAGAUUAUCUUCCCAUCACUAGCUUCGGUUUCAAGGAGGUGGACAAGGAAGAAAAAGAAGGAAUGGUUCGAGAGGUUUUCUUGAAAGUGGCGCCAACAUACGACUUGAUGAAUGACAUCAUGUCUGCUGGCGUGCAUCGUAUCUGGAAGGACAGCAUCGUCAGCAAGUUAGGAGUAUUUCCCGGAAUGAUCCAUGUAGACGUAGCUGGAGGCACUGGCGAUAUCGGGUUCCGAUCGCUCAGCGCGUUGCGAGCCGCCGAGACUUCAGCUCGCGACAGCAGCUUUCAUGCUCCCAACGUGGGGCCCAAGCCCGGCAGAAUCAUUAUUUGCGACAUAAACUCGCACAUGCUGGUCGAAGGGAAACGGCGCGCCGCGCACCUCGAUCUUACGAACUCCACUGACCGGCAAGGAAAUCGCCUUGCAACUAUCAACUUUAAAGAGGGAAACGCAGAGAAUCUGCCGCUUGAUGAUGGCUCUGUAGAUUUGUACACCAUCGUAUUUGGGUUGCGAAACGUCACCGACACACUUGCGGCGCUGAAAGACGCCAGGAGGGUGCUGAAACCUGGUGGGAAACUUAUAUGUAUGGAAUUCAGCAGCGUGAGAAACGAGUCGUUGCGUACCUUUUAUGAGGCCUACUCGUUUGGGGUGAUUCCAUUGAUGGGCGAGCUUAUAGCUCAGGAUGAAAGGAGCUAUCAGUACCUCGUAGAGUCGAUCAGGAUGUUUCCAAGGCAGGUGGAGCUGGAGGAGAUCAUGCGGGAGGCGGGGUUCAAAUGCGUAGCACACGAAAAUCUUACGGGGGGAGUGGUCGCUUUACACAGCGGGUUUCGAAUUUGAGAAAAAGAAAUCAUAGAGGCUCAACGCCACGGUGGUAAACUUCACUAUCGGCACUCAUGCUGGUGAGCUUCGGAGAGUACAUCAAACGUUAUCGAUGUCCUUACCAACACU
Molecule: messenger RNA, 1090 nt
Organism: Micromonas commoda
Lineage: Eukaryota; Viridiplantae; Chlorophyta; Mamiellophyceae; Mamiellales; Mamiellaceae
Gene: COQ5
Product: ubiquinone biosynthesis methyltransferase
Exons: 1
Coding region: 50-979 (309 amino acids)
Biological process (GO): ubiquinone biosynthetic process
Cellular component (GO): mitochondrion
Molecular function (GO): methyltransferase activity
Source: RefSeq, a predicted model, not a curated record